This is a messenger RNA of Ipomoea nil (Japanese morning glory), 1095 nucleotides long. RefSeq lists its product as uncharacterized. The transcript has 3 exons. The coding region runs from base 298 to 807 and encodes 169 amino acids. NCBI's taxonomy places the organism in Eukaryota, Viridiplantae, Streptophyta, Magnoliopsida, Solanales, Convolvulaceae. The record is from RefSeq and is a predicted model, not a curated record.
ACCGUAUUUUGCUUCUCUUCGCCGCUGCGCUUCUCCCACGCCCCAACUCCAAAGCUUCGAUUUUUUCCUUCUUUACUCUAAGCUCCGUCGACCCCUCGCCGCCGAUUCCGUCCGCCAUCUCGAACCGUUGUAGCUCCUAAUUCCGAUUGCGACCAUGAUGCUCGAUCUCACCAGUUUUUUGGAGAGGAAGUUACAGUAGUUGGAUCAUAUCAAAGCGUUCAAGUUCUCACCAUUAAGUUAAAGGUUCAUCCUUUUUGCAUUGUAAUUUGUUUAGAAGCUGCUGACUAGUUAAACAGCAUGGGUGAAUCGUUUACCAUUCAGAUUAGCAGUAACUUAGUUAAACAGCUUGCUGAUGAGGGUGAGAAAUUGAAGAAAAGAUCGAAGAAGCCUAAACCCAAGACACCUCCCAAAGGAACUCACGCUUCCCAAGCAAAUGCACAGCAGAAGCCUACCUCUGAAUGGCCGUUUCAGCCACCUUUGUUCUCGCCCGUUCCUCCACAGCAACCUGCAUUUUCGGAGUUAGAUGCUAUCCGGUCUGUCCUUCAAGAUAGUGGGAAGGUCUUGGAGAGGCUGCAAAAGCAGGAGGAGAACAUGUUGCAGGAAGUAACACAGAGAGCAAAGGAUCUCCAUGAGAAGGAAUUCAAACUUCCCGAACACAAGCCAUUCCCGUGCUUGGAGGAGAGAGAUGCUUGUGCAAAAUGCUACAAGGAAAACGAGCAGAAUCCCCUGAAAUGUGCCAAUGCAGUUCAAAGGUUUGCCAACUGUGCACGAAGAGUUAAGCAACUGUUAAAUGCAGCAGAUAAGUAGAGGCGUUCCCUGGACCGAAUCUUUAGUUCAUAUACACUAGUGCAAAUUGGUCGGUGAAAGUGGGAUAUUUGUCCUUGGUGAAAAUAAAAUGAAUUGUCAAAUUGGUUACCCAUUCUGGGUAGAAUUUGAAGCUCUUGUUACAUCCUCAUUUUGCUUGGUUUACAUGUGAAAUGCUUCCAAGUUAUGGAUGUUGUAUUUGCUUGACAUAAAUUUUUCAGUACAACUUACAUGGUAGUAGUUAUUUCAUGAUUUACAGCAAGAGAAUCCUUGCAUCUUUUUCUGUAUGUA